Messenger RNA from Rana temporaria (common frog), 3754 nucleotides. It is a transcript of the gene PITX1, whose product is annotated as paired like homeodomain 1. NCBI's taxonomy places the organism in Eukaryota, Metazoa, Chordata, Amphibia, Anura, Ranidae. The coding region runs from base 225 to 1172 and encodes 315 amino acids. The transcript is spliced from 5 exons. Gene Ontology annotation, cellular component: nucleus. Gene Ontology annotation, biological process: anatomical structure morphogenesis; regulation of transcription by RNA polymerase II. The record is from RefSeq and is a predicted model, not a curated record. Gene Ontology annotation, molecular function: RNA polymerase II cis-regulatory region sequence-specific DNA binding; DNA-binding transcription factor activity, RNA polymerase II-specific.
ACACACAUUCUCGUGUACACACAUGCACACACAGUGUGUGGCUCUCUGGGACUCCAGUGACGUCACCGAGAUCGUCGCAGAUCUCCUAGAGAGAACCGAAAAGCUCUCUAAAACUGUCUGCUAGAUCAGCUCAGUGCAGCAUCUGCACGGCCAGACUGAUAAUCGCUGGGGAUCUAGUGCCUGGACGGCGCUGUCACACCACCGAUCGCUCUGCUGAUUCUGCUAUGGAACUAAGUCUAACUAAGACUGCUUCCUCCUAUGUUGAUUUAGGGGGGAUGAAUCUGGAGAGAUUGCCUGAAAGUUUAAGACCCCAGCCUUCUCACGACAUGACGUCCACCUACCAUUUGCAAAGAUCAUCAGAAACUAGAGAUCCAAUUGAGAAUUCAGCCAGUGAAUCAUCCGAUACUGAACUUCCAGAGAAGGAUAGAGGUGGGGAACCAAAAAAUGAGGACGGCAAUGUAGAGGACCCCUCCAAGAAGAAGAAGCAGCGGAGACAAAGGACUCACUUCACCAGCCAGCAGCUGCAAGAGCUGGAGGCCACUUUCCAGAGGAACCGCUACCCUGACAUGAGCAUGAGAGAGGAGAUAGCAGUCUGGACCAAUCUGACAGAGGCCAGAGUGAGGGUCUGGUUUAAAAACCGCAGAGCCAAGUGGAGGAAAAGAGAACGCAACCAACAGAUGGACCUGUGCAAAAAUGGCUAUGUUCCUCAAUUCAGCGGUCUCAUGCAACCCUAUGAUGAUGUGUAUGCUGGCUACCCAUACAACAACUGGGCUACUAAAAGUCUGACUCCUGCUCCUUUGUCCACAAAAAGCUUCACCUUCUUCAACUCCAUGAGUCCAUUGUCUUCUCAGUCUAUGUUCUCUGGUCCAAGCUCAAUCUCUUCCAUGAGCAUGCCAUCCGGUAUGGGGCACUCUGCUGUUCCUGGUAUGCCAAACUCAAGUCUAAAUAACAUCAAUAAUCUUAAUAAUAUAAGCAGUUCUUCGCUCAACUCAGCGAUGUCUUCAACGGCUUGUCCAUAUGGACCUCCUGGUUCUCCAUAUACAGUUUAUAGAGACACUUGUAAUUCCAGUUUGGCCAGCCUUAGACUUAAAUCCAAGCAACAUUCAACUUUUGGAUACAGCAGCUUACAAAGCCCAGGAUCUAGUUUGAACGCGUGUCAAUAUAAUAGUUGAUGGACUGAGCCUCAGAUCAUUAUGCCCUGUGGACUUUGCUUUUUUUUUUGAGGAUGGACCAGGAUUUUUUAUUUUUUUUUGCAAGAGACAUCAGACUUAAAACAUGGAUGAGUUGCAAUCUUCUCUCUGGAUUAUGCGGGUUGUAGGUACUUGAACUUGCACAGGAGUUUCCAUUGUCCACUUUAUAUAGAGAUUAGUGGAGGUAACGUGUUCAGAUAUAAAUUCUUGGUGGUAAUCAGAUACAAGGGGGACUGUUUUGUGGUAUACACUGAGAUUGGUGACCAUUUAUCGCUGCAAAACAGGAGUUUGCAGAGGGUGGAUCUAGGGGGGAGAGGAAAAAUUUUAGGUAUUAAAAAAAUAAGGGUUAACCACUUAAAAAGGUUAUAUGUAAAUAUAGGUGUGCAGUUACUUGUGUCAGAUUGUGCGCCGCAGUUGAAUAAACUGUUUUAAUGCAUGGAUCUUGAUGUCUGUCCAGUUAUAUAAAAAAAAAAUGUGAUGGUUUCCAAAUAACGUGCAAGUUACCACCUCUGCGAUUAAACGACAGUUCCCACCCGGAGAACAAGGAUUUAAUAACUCCAUAUGCACCUAAUUCAUACCCCACAUGAUCCUCCAAAUUGUAUUUAUGCUAUGCUUCGAUCUAAAUAGAUCGUCCUUAUUUAUCUGCAGUUUUUUUUUUUUUUUAUGUUUUAGGCUCCCCAUGUAUCUUAAAUAUGCUAUGUAAAAUAAAAUAAAAUAACGGAAACAAUAACGCAAGAAUCCUACUGGUGCAUUGAAAUACCUUUUGAGCCAGGUCAUAAAUGACAUACUCCACAGUUUCCCGAUGGCUGAACAGAUAUCCUAAUGUAACUUAUGUCAUCAUGCUUUUCUGUAAAAGGAUGUGAAACACAAAAAUUCGAGGAUUAUUUUACCUGAGAGAAAUGGGAUUGCUGCGAUUUAUAAAGACUGAAGCUAGUGUGGAUUUGAAGCCCAGGUGAAUUAAAACGAUAAUUGUUCCGGAUUUCAUAAAUUUGCCUUAAAAGUAAGAUUUUGGGGAAUUGUCUAUUUUGGCUUACUGAUGGACUGUGUCCAGGAAAUCUGGGCUCUAUACAAACACCCGGUCAAAUUCAGAGUUUUUCUUUAAUCCCCCAUUAUUUGGGGAUACAGUUUCCUAACACUCUUCAAGGUUGAUUUACUAAAGGAGAGAAUUCUUAUUUGGCUUAAUGAUUAGUAGGGUUUCUAGGGUCCUGAUAGAUCAGGAGCACCAAUGGGCACACAAGGGACUGGUAGAAUACCACCAUGACCAUUAUGGACCAAUUUAAAGUCUAAUAUACUAUUUAACUGAAAACAAUGUCACACUUUCACAAAGUGUUUAUAAUUAAUAGAAAGAAAAGUAUAUAAAGUAUACAAUGUUUUAAAACUGUAUAAAGCAGAGAAUGUACCAAUAGGAGACCCUGGACGUGAAAUACCAGUGGCACAUGUCAGGGUCUAACAACACUCCUGGAUUGGUGUGUGUCUAGGUUCCUAAUAGACCAGAGGCACCGGUACACAGGGGUCUAUGUACACUGCCUUAAAAACGCUGUGUCUUCAGUCUGUUUUGCCUGUAGAAGCAGCUCAAUGUUAUUCUAUGUGUGCUUUCACAUUGGAACGUUAUAUUUUAAGCUCAGCGUUUAGAGGCAGGGAAAAAAUAAAGUUUGCGUUUUUGAUUGGAAUUUUCUGGCAGAAAAAAAAAGAAAAAAAAAAAACAAGCUAAACACUCCUAAGGAUAUGUAAAAAAAAAUAGUGUUUUUAAGCCCAGUAUGCACGAGGGACUGGUAGAGGAUACCAUGAUGACCACUUUGCACCAAAUUCAAGUCUACAUAAUAUUUUUAACUGAACAAAAAUGUUGUUAAAAAAAACUACCUGUAACGUCACAGUAUGAUAACAAAGCAAAUUGAUGGAUUAAAAGUAGAUCAUUUAUAUAAUGCUUCCCAAAGCUGUAUAAUGUAUAGAAAUAUAUCAUCUGCUUAUCUCAAAGGAGACCCGGGCACUCAGUAGAAGUCCUGGUCGCUAUGGUCUAGAAACAUCCUUGAAAAUGACUGUUCACUUUAGACCAUGUGAAAAAAAGGGACCAUAGCUUCAUCCUAUUAACAUAGCUGUGUGAACCUACAACCACCCAAGAACAACAUGAAGGUAGAUACAGCAAAUAAAUAAAUAAAUAAUAUGUGCGUUCAGCGAAAAUAUUUUGCAUUGCAAAGUGAACUUUCUGUAUUCCUUCAGUAAAUCAACCCUCAUAGUAGAAUUGUCCUCCAGGCUCUCUUGGGUUAUUGAAGGGUACAGAUAUAACUUGUGUUAGAAGGAUUUGAAAUUCUUCCAUCCCCUACAAUCACACUCUCACCUUCUUCUUCCCCCUCCAGUCUUCUCAGUGUAUUGUACAUCUGUGGUAACGGUCAUGUGGAUGAGUGGAUGUGUAUAGUAAUUAUAAUGUCGUGAAUAAGAAUGCAGUGUCUUUUUUUUGUUUUAUAACUUAUGUUUUUUUUUUUUUUUUUUUGUGAAUACUUUCUUUUUGUUAUUUUUUUUUCUCUCCAAAAAAUUAAGAGCAUGGGAAUAAAACAGAUUUAUGCAAA